Molecule: messenger RNA, 318 nt
Organism: Iphiclides podalirius (scarce swallowtail)
Lineage: Eukaryota; Metazoa; Arthropoda; Insecta; Lepidoptera; Papilionidae
Source: the annotation of a GenBank genome assembly
AUGAGGGCAAUUCGGCAAGUUUGCGUAAAGAUCGGGAUCGCUGCCGCUCCUGUGUUCCUCGCGAAUAAUUCAGCGGGAACUCAAGGCGGCAAAUACGGGAUUAUGUUAAUUUGGCAGCUACUUCAACAUUCAAAUCCGAUCUUCGAGUGUCUGAUGCGGACCCUUGGCGAGGCGAGUUUUACGGCGCUCACGCCCGGGCGAUGUCUGCAGACGCUUUGGAGAGGCGCGCUCUGGAAGUGGCCCGAAUAUUUCACAUCCGCAUUUCGCCCGCUUGAAGCGAAUCGAAGCGGUAAACUCCCGCGACUCGUGUUCGUUGAA